UAGAACCCUGCGGCGGCGCAGAGGGCUCCGGUCGCCCCCACCUGGCUCUGGCACUGGGAAAUAGGGCUUUGGUUAUGGGGGCGGGGCUCCGGGGCGGGGCUUAGGCGUGGGGGAGAGGCCCGGGCACCUGGAGGCGGGGCUUGGGGAGCUCGCCCCACACGGGGCGGGGCUCCAAAGGCCGCGGGAUCUGCAGUUCGGACUCCCCGCGCCACAGUCGCUGCAGUUCGCUCGACUCUGGUGGCCCCGCGGCCCUGCGGGGAGUCCGGGGGUCGGCUGGCCGCUCGGACUUGGUGCAGGGCCGGCCCCGCCUCUCCCUUCCUCGGUGGGGCCUAGACGGUCGGGGCCGCGGUGACAUGGAGCCCUCUCCUGCCACGGGGGGAUCGGAGACCACUCGCCUGGUGAGCCCCCGAGACCGCGGCGGCGCCGGUGGCGGCCUGCGCUUGAAGAGUCUCUUCACAGAGCCCUCGGAGCCCCUCCCCGAGGAACCCAAACCUGUGGAGAUGCCCUUCCACCAUUGCCACAGGGACCCCCUGCCACAGCCGGGCCUCACCCCUGAGAGGCUGCAGGCGCAGAGACAGCUCUGUGCUGCCUGUGCCGUGUGCUGUGUUUUCAUGGCUGGGGAGGUGGUCGGGGGCUAUUUGGCGCACAGCCUGGCCAUUAUGACCGAUGCAGCCCACCUGCUGGCGGAUGUGGGCAGCAUGAUAGGCAGCCUCUUCUCUCUUUGGCUCUCUACCCGUCCAGCCACCCGCACCAUGACCUUUGGCUGGCACCGCUCAGAGACUCUGGGGGCUUUGGCCUCUGUGGUCUCCCUCUGGAUGGUCACUGGCAUCCUCCUGUACCUGGCCUUCAUCCGCCUGCUGCACAGCGACUACCACAUCGAGGGGGGUGCCAUGCUGCUGACUGCCAGCAUCGCGGUCUGUGCCAACCUGCUAAUGGUGUUUGUGCUGCACCAGGCCGGGCCCCCGCACAGCCAUGGGUCUAGGGGGGCGGAGUAUGCACCGCUGGAGGAGGGGCCGGGGGAGCCCCUGCCCCUCGGGAACACCAGCGUCCGGGCAGCCUUUGUGCAUGUGCUGGGGGACCUCCUGCAGAGCCUUGGGGUACUGGCCGCCUCUGUCCUCAUCUACUUCAAGCCUCAGUACAAGGCAGCAGACCCCAUCAGCACCUUCCUCUUCUCCAUCUGUGCCCUUGGAUCCACGGCUCCCACCCUCCGAGAUGUUCUUCGUGUCCUCAUGGAAGGAUCCCCCCGAAGUGUGGGCUUUGAGCCCGUGCGGGACACACUGUUGUCAGUGCCAGGAGUCCGGGCAAUUCAUGAGCUGCACCUGUGGUCCCUUACGCUUACUUACCAUGUUGUCUCCGCACACCUGGCCAUUGACUCCACGGCUGACCCUGAAGCUGUCCUGGCUGAAGCCACAGCCCAGCUCCACUCCCGCUUUGGAUUCUCCAGCUGCACCCUGCAGGUUGAGCAGUACCAGCCCGAGAUGGCCCAGUGCCUGCGCUGCCGGGACCCCCCCCAAGCCUGAGCCGAGGCCCCACCCCCACCCGGCUCAGGCCCGGACUCUCAGUACCUGCCUCCCCGCUCUUGCAGAAGGGACAGAGCUGGGCCCGUACCCCUUCCUCUCUCCCUCCUUCCACCUGCCCACUCCCUAGCCCCCAGCCCCGGUGGGCAAGACCAAAGUGUGGGGGGUGGUGGGGGAGGCAGGGUUCAGGCUGAACGGGAAUCAGUCGGUGGGGCUGUGUAGAAGCCCCUUGGUCCCCCCUCCCUGUGGUUUGGGGAGCACAAGCGUCCUUUCCAUGCAGUUCAUUUGUCUGUGUGGCAGGCUGGCUGUCUGGCUGGGGGCAUCUGCCUAUCUGUGUGCUGUUGGUGUGCCUAUGCCUGGGGGAGGUCAGCAGGGGCCCCCUCCCCACAUAGCCCUCGCUCUGUCUAUGCAGGAGCCCCAAAGCCCGCACUUCGUGUGUUCGAGCCCUGUGGUUUUGUCUCAGUGUGUGUGUGUGUGUGUGUGUGUGUGUGUGUGUUUCUUGGUGCUGUGGCCCGUGUGUCUCUGUGCCUAUGUGGCUGUGCUAUGGUCUGAGUCCGCACCAUCCAUGUGUCCUUUUCGGGGUCUGUCUGUCCAUGCCUCUGUUGGUGCUGUGCCCUCGGCUAUCCCAGAGAGAGGGAGGACGACUCCGCCGCAGCUCCGCCCAAUAAACUUGUGUCUAAC
Molecule: messenger RNA, 2198 nt
Organism: Mirounga angustirostris (Northern elephant seal)
Lineage: Eukaryota; Metazoa; Chordata; Mammalia; Carnivora; Phocidae
Gene: SLC30A3
Product: solute carrier family 30 member 3
Exons: 8
Coding region: 354-1520 (388 amino acids)
Biological process (GO): zinc ion transmembrane transport; response to zinc ion
Cellular component (GO): plasma membrane
Molecular function (GO): zinc ion transmembrane transporter activity
Source: RefSeq, a predicted model, not a curated record